Pieris brassicae (large cabbage white) is the source of this 2631-nucleotide messenger RNA. RefSeq names its product proton-coupled amino acid transporter-like protein pathetic. Gene Ontology annotation, biological process: amino acid transmembrane transport. Gene Ontology annotation, cellular component: vacuolar membrane. The transcript is spliced from 6 exons. The record is from RefSeq and is a predicted model, not a curated record. The coding region runs from base 112 to 1497 and encodes 461 amino acids. Gene Ontology annotation, molecular function: amino acid transmembrane transporter activity. Lineage: Eukaryota; Metazoa; Arthropoda; Insecta; Lepidoptera; Pieridae.
AGUCGUUGUGCGGGAGCUAUGUGCAAAUUUCAAUAAUUUAUUCGAUAUUUACGUAGGAACAUAAUGUAAUAUUUUUAGAGAUCUGAUAUUUAAAAUAAAUAAAGAUUAAACAUGAGCGAUGAAAAACAGCCCCUCCUCACAGGGCCUAGUAUUUUAAUUGAUAACCCAGAUAAUCAAGUCGUAGAAUUAGUGACCAGUCCCACGGGACCAACUAAAGAUGAAAAAAUUAAAAAGGAAUACAAUCCAGCUUCAGAGCGCUAUUUAGAACAUCCGACCUCUAAUUUCGAUACUCUGAUCCAUCUACUGAAAGGUAAUAUUGGAACAGGGAUAUUGGCGAUGCCCGAUGCUUUUAAAAAUGCUGGACUUUUUUUGGGUGUUUUUGGUACUUUAUGCAUGGGAGCUAUUUGCACCCAUUGCAUGCAUAUGUUGGUACUUUGUUCCCAUGAACUCUGUGUGCGUAACCAAAGACCAGCAAUGAGUUUUGCUGAAGUUGUAGAAGAUGCAUUUGCUAUGGGACCUGUACCUUUGAGAAAAUACGCAAAAAAUAUUAGGAACAUUGUCAAUGUGUUUCUUGUAAUAACUCAAUUGGGAUUUUGCUGUGUGUACUUUCUGUUUGUGGCAACUAACCUUCAGGACACCAUGCACUUUUUCCAUAUAAAUAUGGGUGUCCACAGCUACUUAGCCUUAUUAUUUCCGCCGAUGCUAGCAUUGGGUAUGGUGAAGAAUCUAAAAUACUUGACACCGGUUUCUCUAAUAGCUGCUAUUAUGACCGCUUGGGGCUUGGUGAUUACCUUCUACUAUAUAUUGCAAGAUUUACCCCACACCAGUACUGUGAGGGCAUUUGCGAGUUGGCAUCAAUUACCACUCUACUUUGGAACUGCAAUUUAUGCCUUUGAGGGAAUCGGGGUGGUAUUGCCUCUAGAGAACAACAUGAAAACACCGCAGGACUUCGGCGGGUGGACUGGUGUUUUGAACACUGGUAUGGUGAUUGUAGCAGCUCUGUAUACAGCGAUAGGCUUCUUCGGAUACCUUAAGUAUGGGAAUCAUGUCCUUGGCAGUAUUACUCUCAAUUUACCGAAUGAACCAUUAGCGCAAAGCGUACGAGCUAUGAUGGCGAUUGCUAUAUUCCUAUCCUAUGGCCUUCAGUUCUACGUUCCGAUGAAUAUAGUGUGGCCUUUUGUCAAAUCGAAACUCACAUCGGAAAAGGCUCUCGCGUACGGCGAAGCGAUAACAAGAUUCAUAUUGAUUUCGUUGACUUUUAUUGCAGCUGCGUUAAUACCAAAUUUAAGUGGUAUUAUUUCUCUCGUAGGAGCAUUUAGCAGUUCCGCCCUUGCUCUUAUAUUUCCCCCAAUAAUCGAUAUUAUCACAUUCUGGCCCGACCGACUCGGAAAAUACGACUGGAAAAUGUGGAAAGAUGUCGCCAUUAUCAUUUUUGGCAUAACCGGAUUUGUGUUCGGUACAUACGCGAGUAUAGGAAAUAUUUUAUCGCUUCCAUAAUGUGGCAUAUACCAAAGAUUUUACCAUGACAAUAAAUUCGUUGAGAAUUAUAUUUAUUAUUAGACUAUAGGUAUUGACAAAUCGAUUAGGCUAUACUUUAGAUAAGCGCUUGAAGUAUUAUUGAAAAUUUAGAGAUUUAUCUUCCUGCAGUUUGACAAUAUAAUUUUGGAUGACAUCGCUGCAUUUAUGCGUACAUUUAUUUUGAUAUACAGUUUUGUAUCUGUGUAUUCCGAUUUUGAUAUAAUUGUAAGUUAUGUGUACAAUGUGUGUUGUGUAUGGGGGACAUGUAUUAAUCUAGUAGUAUUUUUUGUUAGAAAAGUUUAGGACUAAAAAAAUGCCUUGCCCUACCUUUGAUUUAUAAAACCGUAAUUUUAUGAAUUUUAUUUUAGUAACGUAAACCGCUAUUGAAAAAACCAGUAGUAUUAUAAUAAUAAUAUGAGUCGUAGUCUGUUAUACACAACGUAUGACAGUCAAAUUAAAAGAAAAAAAUAUUUUAAAUUAUUAAAAUUUUAUUUGUCCCAUAAUCCAAUAGUAACAACAUAGACAAAUAUUGGAUAUACCAAAUUUUGUUAAACGGACGGACGGGUAGCAAAUCCAAUUGGUAAUUUAAAAAUAGAAUCGGAAUGUAAGUUAAAGAUAACUACUUGGUUUUUUCAAAUACAAACUUAGUUUUUAUCAUAAAAGAGGUUAUCUGGUUCCAGUUCAAAUAAGGAUUAAUAUAUCGCCCCGCUCUAGUGCAAUAUGAUUUGUUCAAAACACGGCAACGUUAUGUGAACUUUUGUGAUUAAUAAUAAGAGUUUAAUCUUGCUUUUUAGUAUAAUUGUUUGUGAUAUUAUUUAUUAUUUGUACAAUAUCAUAUGUGUUGCUUAACAAUUGCCGAUUUAUUUUUUUAUAAUUUUAUGUGUGUUUGUUUUAUAUAACGAUUUACUGAUUAAAUUUUGUACAAAUACUUUUUGCAUAAAAUAUGCGAUUUAAUGCGUACACGUAAUUUUAUGUAUGGCAGCUUAUUAGAAUUUAUUUAGGCACAUAGCGAUUUUAGUUAUGCUUUUUAUUAGAACUGUUAAUAGUUGAAAUUUAAAAUCUUAUUAAAAUGUAAUUUAAAUAAACAAAGACAAGCUAAAUGUGUUGCGUACU